Messenger RNA from Doryrhamphus excisus (bluestripe pipefish), 831 nucleotides. Lineage: Eukaryota; Metazoa; Chordata; Actinopteri; Syngnathiformes; Syngnathidae. The record is from RefSeq and is a predicted model, not a curated record.
AUGCUCCCAAACCAGAAGCAUGGAGGUGUGCCGGAGUGCGGGCCUCUGACAGGCAAAGGGAGCUUAAGUGUGCUUCUCUUCUUUGCUUUAUUCACCGGAACAGUGGGGGUUCUGUCCACACUCAUCUCCUGUGCCACUGACUACUGGCUGUUGGGUGCUGCUGAGCUCUGCGACUCGGGAAGGGGAUCAAACAUUCCUCAGGUACAGUCCACUCAUUGAGAGAUCUUCCAUGAGGGUCUGUUCUGGCGCUGCUCCUUGCCAGCACCGUCUCCUAAGUACUCGGUUUGGGAUCUGUGGAUCAGUGAGAAUGUAAAAGGGUGCCAUGCUGCCUUCCUCUUCCCAUUCCCCCCAAAGGUAGCAUUUUGGGCGGAGCCAGGAGAUACACCUGCCGAGCCCUAUGAGCAUCACACCGCUGUUGUUUUCAGAACCUUCUGGAGCAUGUUCCUUAUUGGGGGUGUGGUCAGUGUGAUCGCUGGUGGGCUCACCGUUGUCUGCGCUGCUCCUCUCACCAAUCACAAGCUUUACAAAGUGGGUGGGGUCCUUCUGCUUUGUGGCGGUGCGUGCCUGUUUGCUGUGGUGCUCAUGUAUCUGAUAUGGGUCCAGGCGCUGGACACCCUGGAGGAGUAUGCCCUUUGGCAGCGUGUCGGCGGCUGCCCGACCUUCCACCUCAGCGUUCAGCACGGGCCGUCCUUCCUCCUGGCGCCCGUGGCCUCUUUCUUCUGCCUGCUGUCUGGCCCGCUCUUCCUUGUGCUCGCACGGAACGCUCGCUCUUUAGUGCGGGACCACAAAGACAAAAGACCAGAACCUGCAGAGCUUGAAACGGACUUGUAA